Magnolia sinica is the source of this 376-nucleotide messenger RNA. RefSeq names its product proteinase inhibitor-like. Bases 16 to 252 code for a protein of 78 amino acids. NCBI's taxonomy places the organism in Eukaryota, Viridiplantae, Streptophyta, Magnoliopsida, Magnoliales, Magnoliaceae. Gene Ontology annotation, biological process: response to wounding. The transcript is spliced from 2 exons. The record is from RefSeq and is a predicted model, not a curated record. Gene Ontology annotation, molecular function: serine-type endopeptidase inhibitor activity.
CAAAGAAAUCAAAAGAUGGCAUCUGAAUGCACUGGUAAGCGAUUGUUUCACCAUGCAGGUAAAAGCGAAUGGCCGGAGCUGUUGAAUGUAACGGGAGAGGUUGCAAAAACGACUAUUGAGAGGGAGAAUCCAUCGGUAACUGCCUACAUCAUUGAUGAGGGAGCGGUUGUCGACACACAAUUUCGCUGCGAUAGGGUUUGGGUUCGGGUUAACAACAAUGGUGUGGUUACGAGGAUUCCAAAAAUUGGGUAGAACAUGUAACAUGGUAUUGAAAGACUCGUAUGAACUAUUGUAUUACUAUAUGAAAAGGAUGACCUCACAUGAGACUUCUACACUCAUGUAUGCUUUAUAAAUAAAAUCCCUCUAUUCUUCUUUA